Messenger RNA from Dendrobium catenatum, 1669 nucleotides. Its product is annotated as amino-acid permease BAT1 homolog. The transcript has 6 exons. The coding region runs from base 1 to 1431 and encodes 476 amino acids. Gene Ontology annotation, cellular component: membrane. Gene Ontology annotation, biological process: transmembrane transport. Gene Ontology annotation, molecular function: transmembrane transporter activity. The record is from RefSeq and is a predicted model, not a curated record. NCBI's taxonomy places the organism in Eukaryota, Viridiplantae, Streptophyta, Magnoliopsida, Asparagales, Orchidaceae.
AUGCCGGAGGCAGUUGCGAAUCACGAACGUCGGAACAAACUCUUCCCUCUCGCCGUCUUGCGCAUUCGCUGUUUUCUGAGUGGUUUCGGCUGCGAGUUCCAAUGCAGACAAGCAUCAUUGCGCCAUGGCUUCGUGCAAGCCCUAUGGGCCACUGUGAAGCAGCAGCGGCAGACAAAAGUUGGCAGCAUUAGGGCCGAAGGAUUUCUGCUGUUCUUCCGCCAGUGCAUUACUCUUCUUCAUCGCGUGAGAUCGAAGGCUUAUUCAUCUUCCCAAGUCUUGCAAAUUAUUAUUUUAUUAUGUACUGGUACAAACAAAGGUGGUGGUUACCUUGCCUCUCCUGGAGUAUUUUUGGGAAUGUACGUGUUCUUUACAAUGAUAUGGGCGAUACUCAACACUUUUGCAUUACAAGUGAUUGCCUUUAUUGAUAUGAUAUCAAUAAUUUGGCAGCUGAUUGGGGGCUCAGUCCUCAUUGUAUUGCUUCCUUUAGUGGCUUUAUCUACUCAGCCUGCUUCCUUCGUCUUUGGCCAUUUUGAAUUAGCCUCAGAAUCAACAGGAAUAAGCAGCAAGCCAUACGCAAUUAUUCUAUCAGUUCUUUUCAGUCAUUUUUCUUUGCUUGGAUACGAUACUGCAGCACAUAUAACAGAGGAAACAAAGGGAGCUGACAAAAAUGGCCCAAUCUCUAUUCUCGCAAGUAUCUUUAUUGUCUCACUAUAUGGCUGGAUGUAUGUGCUAGUUCUCACUUUCAGCAUUCAGAACUUUGAGUACCUUUACGAUGUGAACAAUGAAACUGGAGGAGCAUAUGUGCCUGCACAGAUAUUAUAUGAUGCUUUUCAUGGCAGAUACCAUAACUCUAUUGGUGCUAUAAUUUUUCUAGUUAUUAUUUGGGGUUCAUUCUUCUUUGGUGGUCUAUCUAGCACUACAAGUGCAGCUAGGGUGGUAUAUGCAUUAUCUAGGGACGAUGGCUUUCCCUUCUCAUCAAUUUGGCGUAAAAUUCAUCCAAAACAUAAAGUUCCAGCCAACGCAGUCUGGUUAUGCGCAACUAUCUGCAUAAUUAUGGGGCUUCCUAUCAUCAAAGUUAACGUUGUAUUCACAGCUAUUAUAUCUAUAUGCACAAUUGGUUGGGUGGGUAGCUAUGGAGUUCCUAUAUUCGCAAGAUUGGUCAUGGCUGAAAAGAACUUCAAAGCUGGUCCUUUCUAUCUGGGCAAAGCAAGCAAGCCUGUGUGCUUUGUGGCCUUCUUAUGGAUUUGCUACACUUGUUCAGUUUUCCUGCUUCCCAAUUUGUAUCCCAUAGAGUGGAAAAACUUCAACUAUGCUCCAGUGGCUUUGGGUGUCUGCCUCACUGUUAUAAUGCUGUGGUGGAUAUUGGAUGCAAGGAAAUGGUUCAAAGGGCCGGUUAGAAAUAUUGGUUCUGAUCAAAAUGGAAAAGUUUAAUCUUAAUAUAGAUAUGAAGGAAAUAAUGAUCUUCCAUUUUUGUUUUUUAUUUUUUGUAUAACUUUCUUACCAUGACUGAUUGGAGUUGCAAAUUGGCAUUCCAGAGGAUUUUAUGUUAGAGAUUGAAUGAGGAAAAGUGAGUGAAAUAGUUUUUGUCAAUCUGCAAUGUAAAUGCAUGUGUGAUGUGUUUAUCUCUCUUAGUUAGGGCAUCUUCAACCGAAAAACUCAUUCUUCAUUC